AGUUAACCUUUCCUUUCUGCUCGUUAUUUUCUAUUACAAAAAGUGCAAGACAAACAUUUCUAUGUUAAUUAGCCUUUUAUCUAUCUUCCUUAGAAGCAUCACAAUCACUUGAUCUAUGGUCUGCUGAAUUUGAAUAAUUUAAUUGGUUGGUUUACCAUUCAGAAAGCAGCCAGAGAGGUCCCCUGCCAUGGCGCAGACGCAAUUGAUCGUAAGAACUCUAGGACAAGAGGCUAAAGGACAAGUAGGACAGAAUUGUAAGCCACACAUUUGAUCUACUUCCAUCAUUAUUGGCGAGUAAUUGAAGAAUUCCAACUUUGUGACGGUUCCGUCAUGGAAUGCCCCCACAGACAACCAGGCGGAACCCCACAAUCGGAGUUUGCAAACAACGGGAGCAUAUUGGAUGAAAUCAACAAGUAGAAAAUAGAAGGAGAACCAGGAAAAGUAAUCAGGUGGUGGCGACAAAAAGGGAAAAAAUAUGUAUUCACCUUGCACCAGAGAAGCCUCAGAAGUCUGCUUUCAUGGUUGCUGUCCAACACCAUUUUGUGGCCGGCCAGAACCCCAAACUGUGGCAUCCAUAACCAGUGCUGCUGCAUCCCGCUGUGACUUUGAAAUUGCCAUGGCUUCCUCUAUAUACAGAAAUUCUCAAUUCACCAACCAUGAGUCCCUCCCCUCAUUACAUGAAUCAUUCUCCAAUUUCAUCAAAGCAUUUCCACAAUAUUCUCUGACUGAGAAGGCUGACAAAAUCCGGGAACAAGAAUACUACCAUCUUUCUCCGUCCAAACAUGUUUGCCUUGAUUAUAUUGGCCAUGGCCUCUUCUCGUACUCUCAGCAAAAGAGUCACUGUGAGGCUUCUUCAAGUGCUUCAACUUCAACUUCUCCACCACUGCAUUCUAGUACUGCUUUUGAACCAUCCUUUUUUGAUAUUUCCUGUAAGUCAGUGAGCUUAAACUCUCAAUUACAAUAUACUGACCCAGAAUCAGACGUGGAAAACAAGAUCCAUAAAAGAAUUAUGGCCUUCAUGAAUAUAUCUGAAGAUGAUUACAACAUGGUUUUCACUGCCAAUCAGUCGUCUGCAUUCAAACUUCUUGCAGACUCUUAUCCAUUUGAAUCCCAUAGAAAUCUCCUUACGCUUUAUGACUAUGAGAACGAAGCGGUGAAAGUGAUGAUUGAAAGCUCAAAAAAGAAAGGAGCACAAGUGAGGACAGCUGAAUUCUCAUGGCCUACACUGAGAAUCCAGUCAGGAAAAUUACAGAAGAAGAUAGUUAGUAAGAAGAAGAGGAAGAGAGGGCUAUUUGUUUUCCCACUUCAGUCAAGGUUGACAGGAGCUAGGUAUUCAUAUUUCUGGAUGAGCAUGGCUCAGGAAAAUGGGUGGCAUGUCUUGCUUGAUGCAACUGCAUUGGGACCUAAGUAUAUGGAGACUUUAGGCCUCUCCCUCUUCAAGCCUGAUUUUCUUAUUUGCUCUUUCUUCAAGGUUUUUGGCGAGAACCCAUCUGGUUUUGGGUGUCUGUUCGUGAAAAAAUCAAGUACUUCAGUUUUAAAUGAUACUACUACUGCUUCAAGCAUAGGAAUAGUAAGGCUUGUUCCAGCUAUUAAACCAUCUCAGCACUCUGAAGAGUCUUCUAUUGCUGAUAUAGCAACCGGGUCAAAGGCAAAUCUAGAGCUUUCUCUUGCUGAUAUUUUGCGAGGUUCAUCCUCAAAAAACCCAAUAUUGAGUCAACACGUGAGCAGCAAAACUUCUGAAUUGCAUGAAAUUGAAGAGAUCACUGCAAAACAUAAAGCACCAGAGAUUGAGGAAUUAUUGGCAGCAUCUGAAUCCUCCCGAUUUAAAGUGAUUGACAGCAGCAUCAAUGGGAACCCAGAACUUGAAUACAGGGGCUUGGAUCAUGCAGAUUCAUUGGGCCUGAUACUAAUCAGUGCCAGAGCAAGGUUCCUCGUAAACUGGCUGGUAAAUGCAUUAAUGAGUCUCCAGCAUCCACAUUCCGAAAAUGGGCAACCCCCAAUUAGCAUCUAUGGACCAAAGAUAAAGUUUGACCGAGGACCAGCAGUGGCAUUCAAUGUAUUUGAUUGGAAAGGAGAAAAAAUUGAUCCUGCACUAGUACAGAAACUUGCUGAUAGAAACAACAUUUCUUUAAGUUACGGAUUUUUGCACAACAUCUGGCUCCCAGACAAACAUGAAGAAGAGAGUUGGACAUUGGACAAAAGAAAAAGCGGAGGAGGAUCAAUCUUAAAUGAGAAGAGGGAUAAACCCCAUUCUGGUAUUUCUGUGGUCACAGCUGCUCUGGGAUUCUUGACAAAUUUUGAGGAUGUUUACAGGCUUUGGGCAUUUGUUUCGCGAUUCUUGGAUGCAGAUUUUGUCGAAAAAGAGAGAUGGAGAUACAAAGCUCUUGAUCAGAAGAUAGUUGAAGUUUAGUUUACACUCAAUUCUUAUAUUCUUUCAUAUCAUUAGGAUCAAUUAUUUUUCCUGCAUUAUCAACGCAUAGGCUUAUAUAAAAACAUAGAAUCAACUCUCUCUACAGUAAAGAGAAUAACACUGAGUUAUGUCGGAUUUAGUAAAUUGUGUCACAGGGAAAACAGAAUGUAAAAUGUAAGUGAGAUGAUGACCAAAUUUUUUAAAAAUAAAGUAAAAUUCCAAAAA
Messenger RNA from Hevea brasiliensis (rubber tree), 2635 nucleotides. RefSeq names its product molybdenum cofactor sulfurase-like. Bases 476 to 2410 code for a protein of 644 amino acids. Lineage: Eukaryota; Viridiplantae; Streptophyta; Magnoliopsida; Malpighiales; Euphorbiaceae. The record is from RefSeq and is a predicted model, not a curated record. The transcript is spliced from 2 exons.